This is a messenger RNA of Alternaria rosae, 1929 nucleotides long. RefSeq names its product major facilitator superfamily transporter. Gene Ontology annotation, molecular function: transmembrane transporter activity. The coding region runs from base 166 to 1668 and encodes 500 amino acids. Gene Ontology annotation, cellular component: membrane. Lineage: Eukaryota; Fungi; Ascomycota; Dothideomycetes; Pleosporales; Pleosporaceae. The record is from RefSeq and is a predicted model, not a curated record. Gene Ontology annotation, biological process: transmembrane transport. The transcript is spliced from 3 exons.
GGACACAGCCCUGCAAAAAUACCAAGUAAUAGAAGCUUACAUAAAGGCUUGUACCGCCUGCAAGAUAUCGUUCUCUUCUGUUUCUUUAGUCUGCUUGAUUGCUUCGUCACCUUUUUCUUCGCAAUUCCUCGGUAGUCAUUACAUUCAAUUCGCACUGUCGGAAUCAUGUCGGAACCAAAGCACGAAGUCUCUCAUCAGGAUGAAGACGAUCAAGCUUUAAACUUUCUACCUGGUAACCCGGACGAGUACUCUGCGUUGGAAAAGAAGCUUAUCCGCAAGGUUGACUGCAGGCUGAUGCCGGUAUUGAUUGCUAUGAUCGUGCUGAACUACCUAGACCGUAACGCCCUCCCCAACGCUCGUAUUCAGGGUAUCGAGAAAGAUCUCGGACUACUUCCGGGGCAGUACAACACUUCUAUCUCGGUCCUCUUUGCUGGGUAUCUAGCGCUACAAAUUCCCUCCAACAUAUUGCUCACGCGCGUGCGCCCCAGCAUCUACCUCCCUGUUUGCAUGGCACUCUGGGGCGCCGUGUCUGCUUCUACUGCUGCCGUCAAGAACUUUGAGGGUCUAGUGGUCUGCCGUUUCUUUCUCGGCUUCCUCGAGGCACCCUUUUUCCCCGGCGCCCUGUUCCUGCUAAGCAGUUGGUACACCCCCCAGGAGCUUGCGACCCGCACAGCGGUGAUGUACUGCGGCAGUCUAUUGUCAAGUGCAUUCGGAGGUCUCAUUGGCGCGGGUGUCCAGUAUGGCCUGGAUGGCGUCCACGGCCUCGAACCUUGGAGGUGGCUGUUCCUUAUUGAGGGUGCCGUCACUGUGGUCCUCUCUCUACUGUCCAUAUUCAUGCUACCGGACUUCCCCUCUACGACACGCUGGCUAUCGGAUCAGGAAAAGGCCAUCGCCACACAUCGACUGCGCAUGUUCAGCGGUAGCCGAGAUGAGGAGCGUGGUCCUUUACUGAUGGGCGUGCGCAUGGCCGUGUCCGACUACAAAGUCUGGCUGCUCUCGCUCAUUGUUAUCCUUAAAACAUCCGCUGGUGCCGUUACGGCCUUCAUUCCCACUCUGGUCGCCACCUUCAAGUAUGGCAAAGUGCAGUCGCUGCUUAUGACGGCACCGCCGUACGUCCUCGCUGCCAUUGUUUCGCUGGUCAUCUCUAUAUCCUCCGACAGGCGUGAAGAGCGGUACUUUCAUCUCGUCGGGCCGUUGGUCUUUGGCAUGAUUGGCUACAUUAUUGCCGCCUCGACAACGUCGCUCGCGGGGCGUUACUUCUCACUGUUCCUCAUGCUUGGUGGUGUUUACGGUAGCUUUGACAUCACUUAUGCAUGGAUCUCGUCCACGCUCCCACGCCCCAUUGAGAAACGCGCCGCCGCUUUCGCCAUUGCCAACAUGGUUGGCAAUAUGGCACAGAUCUACUCGCCCUACAUGUACAACGCCGAGCUCUAUGCACCACGGUACGUUCCCGCAAUGAUUUGCAACACGAUUUUUGUACUUGCCGCUAUCGUUGCCGCGACCCUGCUUCGCUUCUGCCUUAAACGCGAGAAUGCCGAGCUCGAGGCCGUGGAGGUCGCUCAAGCCGCUGCUGAGCCAAACCCUGACCCCAAACAUGGCGAAGAGAUUAUUCAGAGUGCGCCGGGUGGAUUGUUGAGGUUGAACCCAGGGUUCCGCUACACGCUAUGAUUUGGGGUUACCUGUUUAAGAGAUGAACACUUCAGCAGGCGAUUGUCAUUAAAGCCAAAGUAGCGUCGAGUAGCGCAGGCGAAAGAGCGAAGCAAGUUAAAGCCUUACAUUACAAUAUAGUAGAAGCGAACAAAAGAUCCAUCCACGUAACUAAAAGUAACACUUAAUAUUCUUUUAGACGCACAAACCCUGGCUUCUAAGUUCUACUUAUAGUAGUAUCAGCUUCUUUAUUUAUAAGUAAGAAUAUAUGGUAUGUUAUGG